AUGAUGGCUUCCUGUUCGGAUUUAACAAAAUUUUCAUCUUUCAACAAUCGUCAACCGUUGAUAAAGGCUACACCAGUACCAAUACCAUCCAAUAAGAAAUUAGUCGAACCAUUCAAUCGUCUGAAAAACCGAGCUAAUCUUUUUCGACGGAGAAAUUAUUCAUCACAAUUAGACAUAAGUGAUCCGCGUUCAUCGCUCCCUGCUGAUCAUUUCAUACUUCCUCAGCAAACAAAAGUACCAGAAGAUAAUAACCAAUUGCUCUUAAAGCGAUCGAAUUCGAUGAUAUGUCCACAACAACGUUUACAGUCGUUACUGAAGAAUAGUAAGAAAAAUACUAAUCGAAGUUCUGUUUGCGUCGAAUUAGCCGAUUGUCCAACCGAUGAAAGUUCAACAGAUGAUGUAUCUUCAUUACCAAAUCAUAACAAUGAACAGACGUCUGCCACUCUUGUUCCAGCUCAGCUACAGAAGCAUACGAUGGGAGAUGAACAAAGACAACAAUCGUCUCUCCCAUGUGACGAUUCAAAUUUGAAACGACGAUCAAUCGAAGAGUCAUUUUACGAUUGUAAACAACCGACGCUACCUGAAAUAUCUUCAACUAAACUUUCCGCUUGUACAAUGACAGGAAAAUCGCUAAUUAAUCUCGAUGAAAGUUUUUCUCUGACGUCUUCCGAAGAUAAAUGUAUACAAACAACAUUCAAUGACACGAUGAUGAACAAUAACCACCACAGUUCUACAACAAGUUUAUCAUCUUCAUCAACCUCGAUUCAAACCGAUUCUCUCGAAAAUAAAUCAACAAUCUCAAAUAAUUGUCCGAGUUCAUCUCGAUCUAUGGCUUACCAUCCACGAACUAAUAUCCAUGAAAGAUUAAUCAACGAAGAAAUAUGCAUUUACUGGGUUAACUACCUAGGAUCUACAGCAGUGAAAAUUUCAACUGACAAUACACCAGCAAUGCCAACACAGGCAAUCAAUCGAUUGAAACAGUCGACGCAGUACGCCAGUGUGUUACCUGUCAUCGGUUUGAGUAUAUCCCCACGUGGUGUUGAAUUUUUGAAGCAUGCAAAAGAGCGUGCCGUGAUCUGUUUUCAUGAUAUUAAAUCAAUUCAUUGUGCAUGUCAGGACCAGGAUUUACGUUAUUUCGCUUAUGUAACACGUGAACAGCGUUUAGUCAACGGACUAGCGAAUCCGACGGGUGCGUCUGAUCGUAAACAACAUCAAUCGCAGUCGGUAUCUAUCAAUGCUGAUUAUCAUAAUUACUGUCAUGUGUUUGUAGUUAAAAGCGAGUCGAUGUCAACGGAAAUUUUAUUAACAUUUGGCCAAGCAUUCGAUAUUGCUUAUCAAGUUCACCGCCGUUUAAACUUAAAACAGCACAUCCUGGAAAAAUCACAAGCAAAAGUCGAUGCUAAUCAUAAACCAGAAAAAAUGAUGUUGCUAUCAACACAUUCACCAACGACAUCAGCCUCAUCGUCAUCGAGUGAUGAACAACGAGCUUUUAUAUAA
This is a messenger RNA of Adineta ricciae, 1497 nucleotides long. The record is from the annotation of a GenBank genome assembly. Lineage: Eukaryota; Metazoa; Rotifera; Eurotatoria; Adinetida; Adinetidae.